Messenger RNA from Rotaria sp. Silwood2, 261 nucleotides. The record is from the annotation of a GenBank genome assembly. NCBI's taxonomy places the organism in Eukaryota, Metazoa, Rotifera, Eurotatoria, Philodinida, Philodinidae.
AUGCAUCUAUUCGUCGAUUAUGUUUUAACAGAGGAGUUUUGGUCCCAAAUCGAUUUAUUCUCUAGAACACAAUGUAAUGCUUUCGAAAAAUCUUCACUUCCUCGUCAAUGUGAAAUUCUGUUUACUGGCAUAGAAAAUCAAAGUGAUAUUUUUGAUUUAAUUAAAUCUAUGUCAAAUCUUCAAGUAUUAAUUAUUCGAUGUAAUGAUGAUCAAUGGAAGGAUAUGAAUAUAUUCUCAAUAAAUGAUGCAUUAGUCGAAUAG